AUGCUGGCAUUUUCCACUUCCGGACUGUAUGGCUCCUAUGAAGAUCUGCAGAUUGGGCAAGUUUCAGAAGCCUUGGUGGAUUUUACAGGUGGUGUUAAUAUAAGGAUCAAUCUUGCAGCGGCUCCUCCUGAUCUAUGGGAUAUCCUGACAAGAGCAACGUACAGCAGAUCUCUCAUGGGCUGUCAGACACAUUUAGGGGCAACAAAGGUCCUGAAGAAUGGGCUUGUUGCUGGCCAUGCCUACACAGUGACUGGUAUUAGAAAGGUGACCUGUCAAUAUGGGCCAGAAAACCUAGUGAGAUUGAGAAAUCCAUGGGGAAAAAUUGAAUGGAAAGGUGACUGGAGUGACAGCUCUUACAAAUGGGAGCUGCUGAGCCCGAAGGAGAAAAUUUUGUUGAGGAAAAAGAAGGAGGAUGGAGAAUUCUGGAUGUCUCUGCAAGAUUUUAAGAUUCAUUUUGUAGAUCUGAUGAUCUGUAAACUAACUCCAGACCUGAUGAGCCAGGAAGAUGGGAAGAAGUGGAUGUACUCCCUGAAGAGUGGGAGAUGGGUUAAAGGAAGUACAGCGGGAGGAAGUCUGGGAUUCUGUAAUGGCAGUUUUUGGAUGAACCCUCAGUACUGCCUGAAUGUUUUGCCAGUUGAAGACAGUAAGAAAAGCCUGAGUUCCUGCAAUGUGGUUAUAUCCCUGAUGCAGAAACACAGCAGCAAACAUCGGAACCGAGCUCCUCACCUCUUCAUUGGAUUUUCACUCUACAAGUACCAGGAAAGCAACAGAAAGUUGCCCCCAGCUUUCUUCACCCAAUGUAAGCCUAUAAACAAGCAUCCAGUCUUCCUUGAUGAGCGGGAAGUGACUCAGGACUUCCACCUAAAGCCUGGUGUCUAUGUGAUUGUCCCAUCUACCCUGGAGCCUCAGCGGGAGUCUGAAUUCAUCCUGCGGGUCUUCUCCAGGAAGCAUGUCCUUUGGGAAAUGGGUGUGAACACCAACUUCACCCUCUCUAAGGAAAUUGUUGAUAGGUAUGAAGGCAAGAUUUGGGAGGAUUUCUUCACAAAGCAUUUUGAACAGAAUCCUGAAAUAAAUGCUGUUCAGCUCCAGAGGAUCCUGAAUAAUAUAUCUUGGAGAAAUUUCCAGAGUUUUCACCUACGUUUCAGUCUGGAUGCCUGCAAGGGUAUCUUGGUGCUCCUGGAUCUGAAUGCCUCUGGCACACUGAGUAUCCAGGAAUUCAGAGUCCUGUGGAAAAGGCUGCUUUUCUAUUUGGCAGUUUUCCAGAAAAGAGACACUAGCAGAUCAGGAAAGCUUGACCUUGUGGAACUACAUGCAGCUGUACAGGAGACAGGUAUUUCGCUCAGCAAUGAAGUCUGUAAUUUGAUGGCGAUCAGAUAUGGCGACCCUGACUUGAAGAUCAGCUUUGAGAGCUUUGUGUGCUUCAUGCUUCGAGUGGAGAUCAUGGCAGAGGCCUUUCGCAACUUAACACAGGAUGGCAAAGGGAUAUAUCUUCUGGAAACUGAGUGGAUGAUGAUGACACUGUAUUCCUGAAGCAAUGCUGUAGAAGAGGGGACAACCAGGCCUGUACCAGGAUGA
Molecule: messenger RNA, 1575 nt
Organism: Egretta garzetta (little egret)
Lineage: Eukaryota; Metazoa; Chordata; Aves; Pelecaniformes; Ardeidae
Gene: CAPN14
Product: calpain 14
Exons: 17
Coding region: 1-1530 (509 amino acids)
Biological process (GO): proteolysis
Cellular component (GO): cytoplasm
Molecular function (GO): calcium ion binding; calcium-dependent cysteine-type endopeptidase activity
Source: RefSeq, a predicted model, not a curated record